Messenger RNA from Aethina tumida (small hive beetle), 2017 nucleotides. RefSeq names its product threonine aspartase 1. Gene Ontology annotation, molecular function: threonine-type endopeptidase activity. Gene Ontology annotation, biological process: protein maturation. NCBI's taxonomy places the organism in Eukaryota, Metazoa, Arthropoda, Insecta, Coleoptera, Nitidulidae. The transcript has 5 exons. Bases 227 to 1261 code for a protein of 344 amino acids. The record is from RefSeq and is a predicted model, not a curated record.
UGUUAUUUAUACACAUGUAUAUUUUUCAAAGUAUUUAAUGAUCCACAGUAGUCUAUUAUAAUUCUAAUUGAUGAUUUGCAAACAUAACCAAUGUUUAAGGUUAGGUGUUCAGUGAAUGACUAUUGGAUCAGUUUAUAUUUUAUUUAAAUUAAAAGACAUUAAUACCCAAACAAAUUCUGGAUUUCUUUAAACUAAAGUCAACAAAUGACAGUCAAAAGCUAAUAAGAUGAUAGCUGUUCAUUGUGGAGCUGGGUAUCACAGCAGCAAACAGCAUAGACACUACAACAAAUUAUCCAAAAAAGCCUGCAAUGCGGGUAUGGAAGUUAUUAGGAAUCACGGUUCAGCUUUGGAAGCUGUCAAAGCUGCAGUUAUGGUUCUUGAGGACAAUCCCCUGACAAACGCGGGCUUCGGCUCGAAUUUAAACACGAACGGCGAAGUGGAAAUGGACGCGUCUGUGAUGGACGGAAAGUCGUUGCUGUACGGCGGUUGCGGCUCCGUGCUCAAAGUUAAAAACCCUAUAGAAUUAGCAUAUCACAUUUGUUUGAACCAAUCGAAACCAUUGCCUUUGGGCCUGAUUCGACCCACAUUGCUCGUUGGCAAAGGCGGCCUGGAAUACGCCAAGGAGGCUGGACUGACGACUGUCACCAACAAGAGUUUGGUGAGCAAAAAAGCUCUGAAGGGGUUGCACAAGUAUAAGAACAUGUAUCAACAAACCACCGCAAAACUGGACACUGUGGGGGCCGUUUGCAUCGACGAGCGCGGGCACGUCGCCUCCGCCUGCAGUUCCGGCGGGCUACUCUUGAAGAAACCGGGAAGAGUGGGACAGGCGGCUUUGUACGCCUGCGGAACGUGGGCGGACAGUUUCAGUCCCGACGAACCCUGCGUGGCGGUCUCGACUACGGGCUGCGGUGAACAUCUCGUCCAGACUCAGUUGGCCAAAGAAAUUAGUGAAGAUCUGAAAUUUGAGACGUGUGAAACCACGGGAUUGCACAAAUCGAUGACUGAGAAGUUUAUGCAUUCACGGUACCUUCAUAACGUUGAGAACAAAUUGGCUGGGGCAUUGGUGAUACACGCUAAUGUCAAGAGGGAUGAAAUUAUGGUACUAUGGGGCCACAGUACACAAACCAUGAGUCUAGGAUACAUGACAAUAACAGACAAGUUCCCUAAAGGUGUGAUAUCAAAACUGCCAGAUGAUGUUUCACAGGGCCAGACAGUCAACGUGGGCGGAACAUACUUUUAUAAUAAAACUGAUGUAUCAUAAAAAGCAAUUUUAUUUAGGUAUACAAUAAUUUAAUAUUUGGUAAUAAAUAACUUAAUUUAAAAAGGUUUUGUAUAAAGAUUACAAAAUGUGCAUAUUAAAAUACUAAACUUCCUCACAUCUUUCUAAAACAUUUUUUGUCAUAAUUAUAAUACUCUAUCUGAAUAUAUUACAGUAAUCCGCAUAUUUCACUGGUUAUAAUUGUUCACUUGAUAUAAACUAAAAUCACAGAGUUGUUGCCUUUAAUUUAGAGCAAUAAUUAUGACUAAAACUGUUGGGUUAGUAUAAAAGUAUAAACUAACAAAUAACAAUCAAAAUUUCGUUUCUAAAUUUAUCACAAUUAGUACAUAACAAAUAAUACUGUAAUUUAAAAUCCAAUUCAAAUACUGUAAAAAGCAGUCAAUUUUAUAAUAUUUUGAUUUUCGAAUACUCAUAGGCAGGUACUAACAAGAAAUAAUGAUUGUUAUUAAAUCUUAAACCUAAGGACGUAUUUCCUCGCUGACUAAAAACUAUUUUUAAGGCAUUGAAAGGCAUUUUUUCACGUCUAAAAAAAUAAUGGAACAAUAAUGGUUAACUUUAAGCACAUUGGUAAGUACAUAAAAAUGGAAGUUCAAUAAAAAUUGGAGAGAUCAAGUAACUGUCGAUUUUUUACAUUAGCGGCCAUAAAAUAAAUUGAGGUAGCCCAUGUAAAUUAUUGUCUUUUAAAAAUCAUAUAUAAAUUACUAUAUAAUUUUAGGAACAUGAUCCAAAUUCUGAAUA